Molecule: messenger RNA, 1204 nt
Organism: Nelumbo nucifera (sacred lotus)
Lineage: Eukaryota; Viridiplantae; Streptophyta; Magnoliopsida; Proteales; Nelumbonaceae
Source: RefSeq, a predicted model, not a curated record
UCAAAUGGUGCAAACUUAUUCAAGUCAGAACCCUUGCUUUCCCCUUGUGUAAAAAAAAUGGUGUGGUCCUAUAUAUACCUUCUGAGCUUCUUAUCCAAAUUCUAUCAUCUCACUUGUCUUGAAUCAGAUUCAUUGUUUUAAGAAUUCAAUUGUGAUUUGGGAAAGAGAAGAUGAGAAACCAAGUAAUGUUCAACCGAGGAGUAUCCACUACUUUGAUGCCAGCACUACUGGUCUUUCUUCUCUUCUUCAUUAAUGUUGAUGUUCAAGCAAGAAAUGUUGUACAGGAAUGUGCUCCUUCUUCAUGUGGGAACGUUCGAAACAUCAGCUACCCAUUUCGGCUCAAGGGCGAACCCAACAACUGCGGUGACCCAGACUACGAGCUCACCUGCGACAACAACAAUGACACCAUCUUGGAGCUCAAUUCAGGGAGAUACUAUGUCAAGCAAAUCUCCUAUGACCGUCAUAUCAUCAGAGUCGCCGAUAUCAACUUGUCAGACGGCAAUUGCAGUUUACCAAACAAAUCUCUGUUACGGCAGGAUAUUGAGAAUGAUCGUCGAUUCAGAGCCGACUUGCUCAUCGGGCGUACGAGUGCAAGCUUCGUGAAUUGCUCAACACCCAUCGAUGAUCCCAAGUACAGAAGUCUUCCUUGCUUCGCCACCAACACAUCAAAUGCUUACGUUUUGUAUGAUCAUCAGCAAACGCUAUCUGGUGAUUCUGGUCUCUACAAUUCUUGCACGUUCAUCUCAGUGGUUCCUGCAGUCUUAAGUAAUGCAAAUAACCCUUCGUAUGAGACCAUACAGAAACUACUUCAGAGGGGGUUCGAUCUGGGAUGGUCGGUUGAGUGCCGGAAUUGUCUUCGGAAGGGCAAAUCUUGUUCACUUAGUGAAAUCACCGAUCCAUUGAUUUUUCAGUGUGAUGAUAAUUGGGUACUAGAAACAAUUAAGAACGUAAUGUUGGCGCUGUUAAGGGAUGUGGUACUCUCUCUAAUAGCACUGAGUUUCAUCGCUCGGAUUAUAGUUGUACUGCUACUCAUGUCUGUGUUCCUCAUCUACAAGUUACAAAAUAAACAAAAGCCCAUAAUUGUCAUAGACAAGUUUCUACAACCCGGAGCCAGACCCAGAACUUCCUCUUUAUUAAAUAGUUGAAUGUUCAAUUGUUAAUAGUGUUACACAGUUUUGUAGAACUUCCUCUUUAUUAAAUAGUU